This is a messenger RNA of Aspergillus heteromorphus CBS 117.55, 1689 nucleotides long. It is a transcript of the gene sur2, whose product is annotated as sphingosine hydroxylase. The transcript has 2 exons. Gene Ontology annotation, biological process: lipid biosynthetic process. NCBI's taxonomy places the organism in Eukaryota, Fungi, Ascomycota, Eurotiomycetes, Eurotiales, Aspergillaceae. The record is from RefSeq and is a predicted model, not a curated record. The coding region runs from base 172 to 1443 and encodes 423 amino acids. Gene Ontology annotation, molecular function: oxidoreductase activity; iron ion binding.
AGCCCGACCGUUGCGCCCGUCUUUCACCCAGCCCUGGUUCCUGUGACAUCCGGAUUCUUCCACCUUCCGCAUCCAUCAACUGCCGCCCGCCACGGCCGAUGUGGUAGCUCUUUCAAAUACUGAUCGCGCCUUUCACUGCACAGCACCGGCCCUUGGCCUACUAUUUCCAUCAUGGCCGCCAAUGCGUCGGUCGUCUUUGACCUCCCGCCUCUCCCGACUUAUACCCUGCUUCCGCGUCCUCCCGUCCUGGCCCCGAUCCCCGACAACAUCCUCUCCCUGAUCCUGCCCGUGGUUGCUUACUGGGCGCUGUCGAUGGUGUAUCACUACAUCGAUGUCAAUGACUAUUUCCCCCAAUACCGCCUACAUACUCCGGCGGAGGUGCUGAAGCGCAACCGGGUGACGCGCUGGGAGGUCGUAAAAGAUGUACUUUUGCAGCAGGUCAUCCAGACGAUCGCGGGUUAUGCCGUCAGCUAUUUCGAUCCGGCAGAAAGCUUAGGGAGGGAGGAAUACGAUGUUGCUGUCUGGGCUCGUCGGAUUCGCAUCUUGCAAAGGGGUCUACCCCAUCUGUUGGCGCUGUUCGGAAUAGACGCUUUGGGAGUAGGGAAGAGCUUGUCGCACAACGGUUGGGGCAUGCUCGGAGGCGCCAUCGCAGGCGGAAACUAUCCUGGAUUCACUCAGUCCGUCAUUCUUGAUACCGGCGCCGAAGUGGUGGCUCCGGCUUUCACCGGCUGGGAGCUUUCGACGGCCAGCUUUAUCUACUGGUAUUUCAUUCCCGCGCUCCAGUUCAUCUGGGGUGUCUGCGUGGUUGAUACCUGGCAAUAUUUCCUGCACCGCGCGAUGCAUCUGAAUCGGUGGCUUUAUGUGACCUUUCACUCUCGCCACCACCGCUUGUACGUCCCGUAUGCGUUCGGUGCUCUCUACAACCAUCCAGUUGAAGGGUUCCUUCUUGACACUGCUGGUACUGGAGUCGCAUUCCUGACAGCCCGCAUGACCACGCGCCAGAGCAUGUGGUUCUUUACCCUUUCCACUAUCAAGACCGUGGAUGACCACUGCGGCUACGCCUUCCCUUGGGACCCGCUGCAGCACUUCACUUCUAACAACGCCGCUUACCACGACAUUCAUCACCAAAGCUGGGGCAUCAAGACGAACUUUUCUCAGCCGUUCUUCACCUUCUGGGACCGUUGGUUCGGCACUCAGUGGCGCGGCGAUGUGAAGCUCCGCUAUGAACGCUCUCGCGAGUCUGCCCAGAAGCAGUUGGACAACGACGCCACUUCUGCUUCUAACUCUGGGACUGACACGCCGGCUUCUGGGAGUGUUACUCCCGCACCCGCCCCCAUCCAAGAAUCAACGUCUCGAUCCCGACGCAGAAAGACCGUGACUCUUUCCCCCCAUGUCGAAGGGUUCAAAAGUGUGAAUCACGGCGUUGCCAGCAGCGUCCUAUAACCGAAUGCUUUUUUUCGUGUGAAUACUUGGUUCUAAUACUUUCUUUACUUAUGACGUCUUUCAUCGCUCAACGGGCUUUUGGAGUUGCGGGACGCCUCCUGACUACGGCCGUUUAUUGUCUGUUUUACAUUAUCCUUAUAUGUAAUAAUACUUCUGGGUCGAUGAGUGCCUAAUUCUUGUACAAUGUCUUACCUCUUGCUCGGGUUCACUGUUAAAUCAGACCCCUCUCAUGGCCGUGAAAUUGGA